This is a messenger RNA of Lichtheimia ornata, 1857 nucleotides long. RefSeq lists its product as uncharacterized. Gene Ontology annotation, cellular component: cell junction; plasma membrane; cell projection. NCBI's taxonomy places the organism in Eukaryota, Fungi, Mucoromycota, Mucoromycetes, Mucorales, Lichtheimiaceae. Bases 1 to 1857 code for a protein of 618 amino acids. The record is from RefSeq and is a predicted model, not a curated record. Gene Ontology annotation, biological process: actin filament bundle assembly; actin cytoskeleton organization. The transcript has 14 exons. Gene Ontology annotation, molecular function: calcium ion binding; actin lateral binding.
AUGGAUACCACUUGGCUCACUAUCCAAGCUAAAACCUUUACGAAAUGGGUCAAUACCAAGCUCGAUUUAGGACGAGUCCCUCACAUUGUGGACCUGAAGAACGACCUUUCCAAUGGUGUCAGGCUUAUUCAGUUACUGGAAAUCAUCAGCGGCACCCAGCUGGGUCGAUACAGCAUGAAUCCCCGAAUGAGAAUCCAAUGCGUUGAAAAUGUAAACAAGGCUCUCAACUUUAUCAUGGAGCGUGGCGUGCCUCUCACUAAUAUCGGCGCUGAAGACAUUGUGGAUAAGAAUCUCAAGCUGGUCCUGGGCAUGUUGUGGAUGAUCAUUUUGCGAUUUACUAUUGCGGAUAUCAAUCAGGAUGGGAAGAAUGCAAAGGAAGGUCUCUUGCUUUGGUGCCAGCGUAAGACAUCCCCAUACAAGGAAGUGCAAGUCAAGGAUUUCACUGGCAGCUGGAAGGAUGGUUUAGCAUUCUGUGCUUUGAUUCAUCGCCACCGACCAGAUCUUUUGAACUUUUAUGAGUUGGAUUUUUCAAAACCAGAGGAGAACACGCAAUUGGCCUUUGACAUAGCAGAGGAGUACUUGGGUAUCCCGAAAUUGCUGGAUGUUGAGGAUGUUUGCAAUGUUACGAAGCCCGAUGAACGUUCCAUCAUGACCUAUGUCGCUCAAUACUUCCAUGCCUUCUCAUCACAAGACAAGGAUGAAACUGCUGGACGACGAGUAUCAAAGUUUGCCGACGUAUUGAAUUCUAUUUGGCAAUCAAAGAACUAUUAUGAAGAACGAGCAUUCAAGCUUAUAGAAGCAGUACAAAGUGCGCAAAAACAUUGGAAGGAGACGGUGCUGACCGAUUCAUAUCAAGAGACCAAGCAAAAAGGACUAGAAUUUGCCACAUACAAGAGCACACAAAAACGUGAAUGGGUUUCUGAACGACGUGAUCUCGACACGCUGCUAGGCAACAUCCAAACGAAGCUGAAGACAUACAACCUAAAGCCGUAUUUUCCGCCAGAAGGCUUGACACUCAAGGAUUUAGACAACAUGUGGCAGGAUCUUUUGAAUGACGAAGCAGUCUAUUAUCGCAACAUUAACAGCAAAAUGCGAGAGAUCAAAGAGAAUCUUAGAAAGGCGUAUGCACAAGCUGCUAACAGUUUCCAACGGCAAUUGGAUGCUAUUUCGGCGGAUUUGGCGGCCCUUGACGGUGAUCUUGAGCAUCAAAUGACACAUGUUGGCAACAUUUCACACAAGCUUUCACCACUACAAAAGGAUCUUGAACAUAUUGAAGUAUUGGAUCGCGCAUGCAUCGAAGCCAACACGGAGGAGAAUGAUUACACUGUAUACUCUGUGGAAGAUUUAACGUUUGAACUUGGACUUGUGAAGCGAGCAAUCAGGAAAAAGAUGGCAUUCAUCGAAAAUCAGAGCGUUUCUCGCAACAUGACCAAUCUCACACCUGCACAGCUGGAAGAAUUCGAACACGUAUUUCGACACUUUGCAAACGACCAAAGCAACACACUUUCCAUCGACGAGUUUCCUGCCGCAUUGGCUAGCUUGGGUCUUUUUUACGAUGAUUAUGAGCUGGAUCGAUUAUUUGCAGAGACCUUUCAGCAUAAUCAAGAGGCGAGCUUUGAGCAAUUCAUCCAAUUUAUGGUCGCCAUUACCGAAGACAAGUCAACGCCCGAACAAUUACAAGAUGCAUUCCAAACCAUUGCAGGAGAUAAGCCAUAUGUCACUGAGUUGGAUUUACGGCGAUGCAUGGUACCUGAAACAGCAGUAGAGUAUCUAUCACGGGACAUGCCACCUGCGACCACGAGCGAUGAACCAGAUUCAUUCGAUUAUAGCUUAUAUGUCAAGCAAAUGUUUCAAUGA